AUGGACUCUGAUGAAGAUGUGGUUUUUAGAAACAAGCGAAGACAAACAAAGAGAGUGCUUGAUGAUGAUGAGGAUGAAGAAAUGGAGAACAUAUCCCCUCAGAUUUAGAAUAAAUCAUAGAGUGUGCCUCAGAAAAUGCCUGAGUUAGAUAAUAAAAAGGGUUAAUAGCGCAAUAAUGAGAAAGAUGUAGUGAUGAAGGAUGAAAGUUCAAAGGCAAAAGAGACUAAAGACAAUAGUGGGAGAUAGUCAAAGGCCAUUAGAUCAGAGAUUACCUCAACUACUCAAAGGGAUAGUACUAAUGGAUAUAAUAAUAUGGAUGAUUUCGAUGGUCUAUCAGUCAAGAGUCUUAACAAUAAAGAUAGUGCUGAUGCGUCUAAAAAUGAACUAAUUGGAAGCAUCCCAACUUAACAUGAUUUCUCUAAAUAGAAUCAAUCUUCAUUAUAAAAUUCGUCAGCAGUGAAAUCCUCUAACUAAUCUAAUGGAAAAUCAACAUAAAAUAAUGGCAAAGAUAUUCCAAGUUUAAAACCAAACUCAUCUUAAUAAAAAUAAACCCCAAUUAAGCAAGAUAACAAUAAAACACCAAUCAAAAAGGAAGAAUCCAAGAUAGUUGAUGAUAAAAAGAAAGUAUUACAGUAAUCUGCUUAAAAACAAUAAUUAUAGCACUAAAAGGACAAAGCUAAAAUGAGUCCUUAGAAGAAGAAAGUAAGAUCCCCCUCUGAAAGUAGCGGCUCAGAUGAUGAUGACUCUAAUAGCGGAUCAGAAUCUGGCAGUUCAUCAGGCUCUGGAAGUGGCAGUAGUUCUGGAUCAGAAUCUGAUUCAGGCUCAAACGAAUCUAGCUCAUAUUCAGACUAUUCAAAUGAGGAACAAAAAUAGAAAAUUGAGAGAAUAAAGCAACUUAAAGCCAUUAAAUAGAAGCUAUAAGACAGACAAAAUAAUAAACAAAGGUAAAUCACUGUUUAAGAGAAGGCUGAACUAUUGAGAAUAUAGGCUGAAAAAAUAUUAAAGGAAAAAAAGAUGAAAGAAAAGUCUAUUAAGUCUAAGUAAAUUAGAAAAGAAGAAAAAGUUAAGAUUACAAAAGAGUAAAAAAAUGGAAAGGAAAUAGUCUCAGUUAAAAAAGUUAUUAAAAAGGUCAAAACGGUAAUGUAAACUUAGGUAACAGAAGAGGAAUUAAAUUUCCUAAAUAAGCAGCACUUGAUAGAAGAGAUCUCUGUAAGAUGGAACUAUGUACUGCCUCCUUGGCCACCUGCAAAUUAUGAUUACGGAUAUGCAUUAAAACAGAAUAAUUUAAGAAGAGUAGAACUGAAAAAUUGGAAAAUGGAACCAGAGGAGAAAGAUGGCCUUAAAAAGGUAUUUGAAUUAGAGACAUUCUCUGGUUACUUCAAAGAUUCAAUGGGAAACUCUUAUGAUUUAAGACCAAGAGAACUUUGCCCCUCUUUAAAUAAUUUUGAAAGAAUGGAUAAAGGUAAACUUUAGAACCUCUUGCUUUAGGCUUACGAGAACUAGCUGAGAGCACUCGAGGCAAUUGUACAACCGCAUGAUCAUAAAUAAGAAUAGCAUCUGAAGGCGAAAUUAAAAAAGAAGAUCACUAGAUUAAGUGGGUAGAUGGGUGUCAAGGCAAAUAUAUGA
Messenger RNA from Stylonychia lemnae, 1626 nucleotides. NCBI's taxonomy places the organism in Eukaryota, Ciliophora, Spirotrichea, Sporadotrichida, Oxytrichidae. The record is from the annotation of a GenBank genome assembly.